This is a messenger RNA of Suillus fuscotomentosus, 2399 nucleotides long. RefSeq lists its product as uncharacterized. Gene Ontology annotation, molecular function: GTP binding. The transcript is spliced from 17 exons. Bases 308 to 2176 code for a protein of 622 amino acids. Lineage: Eukaryota; Fungi; Basidiomycota; Agaricomycetes; Boletales; Suillaceae. The record is from RefSeq and is a predicted model, not a curated record.
GUCAGCAUCCCGAUAUCAGGUCACAGGGUCCGCCAAAGGGUAACAGUACAUAAUUGUCUCUUUAGAAGCACGGUGGCUUUGUACAAGCGCUAGCUAAGCUAACCGCGCUUCCUCCUCUCACUGCCAUUCAAUUCUAAUCAGUCACAGUGUGAUCGCUCCAAGCCCCCAUACACCCUCGAGCAUUCCCAAGCUUGACACAGGCACAAUUUUUGACCCAAAUUUCAUAACCAGCUGGGCGUACGCGUGAAUAACUAAUAAAUCCACUAUGAGGAAGGAACGUCUUCCCUAACUCGAAUAAGGAUACAGCAUGGCUAGUUCCCUUGACGCUUCAACGCCGGUUUCUCCUCUCUACAUCUCUGGUGUCAUCGUCGAUUUCAGCAACUCGAACAAGAAUGUGGAGUCCGCUGAAGUACGAAUCUGCCGCAAGUCGCCCAUGCCAAUCGAAAGUGGGGCUGGAAAGGCUUUGCGACAGACGUUUUCUCCACCCAUGAACCUUUCUCUCGAGGAUACGUUUUCCUUGCAUGUACGGUAUAAGAGAUGGUAUGGAACCGAGCAUGAAGACAUUGCUUUCGAACCGGUUGAAGACAUGUUCCGCAAGUGUAGUACAGGAGAAAGACGAGAAUACAAAAAGGUUCAUAAAAACAUCAACAUUUUUGUCGAACUUUCCGGGAAUCCAACGACCGAACAGACCGAACAGGUUUUCUCCUCCGAUGAAACCCGGGAACUCCGGCCUACCACUGAUGAAAUCUUUCGGAAGUGUCCUCAGUUCCGAAUUCUGGUGAUAGGCAAGACUGGUGUUGGCAAGUCUUCGUUGAUCAACCACGCAUUUGGAGUACAAAACGCGACCACUUCGCACGCACAGCCAGGCGAGGCCACCAUCGACCAGGAGUUCAUCUCACCGCAGAACGACAGGUUCAUUCUUCACGAUAGCAAAGGUUUUGAACCAGGGGAAAAAGACAACCUCAACAUUGUCCGAGAUUUCAUUGGCCGUCGGAAAGCAAUGCCUGAUUUGAAAGAUCAGCUGCACGCUGUUUGGCUUUGCUUUGAAAUACCCCGCGCAGGCGGGCGUUUACUAGAGACCGGCGUGGAGCAAUUUCUCACGUCGAAACGCGAAGGAGAGCUAGGAGAAAUUCCCAUUGUUGUCGUUUUCACCAAAUACGACACCCUCCUCGACCGCAUGGAGAGAACUCUGAACAAGUCCUUCACCAAGGAUUUGAGCAAGGAGGCCGUCCAGGAACUCACGAAGAAAAGCGCAAAAGACAAGCUAAAGGAAGUUUGCAUUGCACCCCUAGAGAAAUUUGCAGGGUCCGAUAUGCCGCAUGUUACAGUUUCCACAAAGGGAAACCACCACGAGGAGACGCUGGCCAAUUUGAUCCGAACCACUGAGGAACUCGUUUGUAAGCAUAUCGGGACCGACGCGUCGGUGAUGACGUCCGUCGCUCAGCGAGUGGAUCCUGGUCUCAAAAUAAAGGCAUCAAUAGAAGUUGGCAAGAGAAAAUACUGGAAGGCGCUCGCAUCAAGCGCACCAUUCAAGAACCGUUCAAUGUGGGACUGUUUGCACGUGCUUCACACUGACAUCGUCAAUGUAUGGAACUUUCAAGACCCUGAUGGUCACUUGUGCAGCCCAGAGUUCAGGACAAUAAUGACGAAGAUGGUCGAUGAGCUGGACGUUGGACCCACUGCUGAUCCCAACAAGAACCUUGCGUUUGGGCUCUCCAUUGUGGGUACUAUUGCGGGCAUCUUGUCUGCCUUGGCCGGACCUGCCGCCCCCAUCGUAGUGCCAAUAGUGGCGAGUGUUGUGGUUGCGCACUGGGUUUACGAGGUGUAUCAGCGGUCUCGUUCGGCGCUCCAACGCUUCAUGAAAUACAUAAUCGACUUGACUCUUGUGUUGCAGACGCUGUAUCUUGUGUCGGAAAACCGGAAGCUGUCUCGUAGAGCCAUCAAACUUGCGGUCAAGUCCUACCACGACUCACCAAUGAGCGGAACAGUCCAUGAUAGGAUACAGCAGUACGACAAGCAAUCGACCUUCCUGGAACGCGCGGACCGUGAUUCAUUGGAUCAAUUCGUCAGGCUACUACAAUCAUAUAACAUCAGUGCGGAAGAAAUGCCGGGUCUUCGGGGCAAACUUCCCGCUGUGGAUUUAUCAUCAGAUGAACCAUGGGACACGAAGUCUUAGUACUUGAUUCUUUCUUGUGUAUAUGAUUUUGUGUGUUUGCUGGUGUCUGAUUUUUGGAGUACCUACGGGAAUCGUGACGUGUCCUCACUCACACUAUAUAAUUGGAGUUAUGGCUGGCCUGUGCUACUGUACUUUGCCUCGAAUGUCCUGAUGUUCCGAGGUACUGUGACCCUGAAAAGCUUUUGCUUGAAAUAACCUGAGAAAUCAAUUUAUCCUCCCGGGA